AUGGACUGCUCUGAAAAGACCCCCACCAUUUCCCACAGCAAACAUCUCCGGCCUGUGGGGGAGGGCGGCGUGCAGCUCCACUUUGCCCGGCUCUCAGAGCAUGCCUCUGCCAGACCCGGGUGUCUGCGCAGGCCACACAGUGCCUACGAUUAUACAAUACCACCUAUGGAGAAAGUGCUUGUGGAAACAGACAUUCAGAUAGCUCUUCCUUCUCGGUGUUCUGGCUUGGCUUCAAAAUGCUUUACAGAUGUAGGAACUGGUGUCAUAGAUGAAGAUUAUAGAGAAAAUGUUGGUGCUGUGCUGUUUAAUUUUGGCAAGGAAAAGUUUGAAGUAAAAAAAUGUGACCAGGCCGGGUGCUCAUUUGUGAAUGAAUUUUUUAAUUCAGAAAUAGAAGAAGUUCAAGUUUUAGAUGACACUGAAAGGGGGACAGGAGGUUUUUGUUCCACUGGAAAGAAUUAA
Carlito syrichta (Philippine tarsier) is the source of this 459-nucleotide messenger RNA. Its product is annotated as deoxyuridine 5'-triphosphate nucleotidohydrolase, mitochondrial-like. Lineage: Eukaryota; Metazoa; Chordata; Mammalia; Primates; Tarsiidae. The coding region runs from base 1 to 459 and encodes 152 amino acids. Gene Ontology annotation, molecular function: dUTP diphosphatase activity; magnesium ion binding. The record is from RefSeq and is a predicted model, not a curated record. Gene Ontology annotation, biological process: dUTP catabolic process; dUMP biosynthetic process. The transcript has 2 exons.